Klebsormidium nitens is the source of this 2498-nucleotide messenger RNA. The record is from the annotation of a GenBank genome assembly. Lineage: Eukaryota; Viridiplantae; Streptophyta; Klebsormidiophyceae; Klebsormidiales; Klebsormidiaceae.
AUGGGCGCCAUUUUGUCCCACUGCAGCGCCGUGAUUUGCAUUGACAUGCCUGUCCGACCUUUCGCACCCCCAAAAUCCCCGCUGGAAGAUCUGGAAAACAAGGUGGAGAAGCGAGGAAGAAAGACGGCUGGGCAGUGGGAAGAAAGGGACAAGAAGAAAGUUCACCAAUAUUCAGAAAUUCAGACACUCUACUCACGAAGUGCGCAUGGUCAGGCGGCCAAGAACGGGCACGGCCAGGUUUCACAGGAAUUGCGAGGAGCGGCGUCGCAUACUGGCACAUAUCUAAAGACCUUCCAAGUUUUAGAACCAUCGGCAACAAGCAUGGAGUCAAUUCGAGUCACCGAUGAUGAAAUUGUGGUCGAUAGUAUGAUUCUGGCAAGCAGGGGAGAGAAGGAGAACCCUGCUCUACCAAGUUUCGGCCGCAGCUUGGUCCCCUACUUCUGUCCCAAUAGGUCGGACAAUCCUACAGAGGAUGACAUCAAUAUCAAGACAGAUUUGGACGCCUACCGCAGAGACGGUGCUUCAAUCCUUGACAUCCCCUCACCAGAGGCCAGCAAGGAACCUGCCUCGAAGGGCGCAGGAUUUGUCAAUGCUGGACCCUUAGUUGCCUUGGGAAAGAGCUCAAGACUGGCUGCGGAGAGCCACAGUAUGACUGGCAGUGAGCCCCUCAAGAUGCGAAAGAGAGGAGCGGGUGCAAAGAGCAGGAAGGCGGGCCCUCGCAAGAGUGAGGAAGUGUCUUCUCCCACUUCUCCCCUGGACGACCCUACUGUGUUGACGACGUCCUCCGACAGCGACGCAACAGAUUCCGACUCUCAGCAAAAGUAUCGUUCCGUCUUCGUCGGGCAAGGCCCCACCUGGCAGCAGGAGGAGCUUCAAAAGAGCCCGCUCAAGGCCAAGAAACGGGCCCCCAAGCCACACAGCAAGGGAGCGAGCGCCUCUCUUUCUGGGGCUCCAAAGGGAUCAGUCAAGACUAGUCAGCCGCAGCCUGAGGGCAGCAGCAAGGGCCAAACCCCCUCCGCGCUUCCGCAAGCUCGUCAGGACGUCGUGCGAGCGCCGCAGGUUUCUGUUGAAGCUAGGAGCCAGCCUCCCGAGCGGUUCGCAGGGGCAGCAUUCCACAACUCUCCGGCCCCUAGUUGCCUGCCGCUGCCUACCUUUGCACUGCAGAAAGUGCAGGACAGCUCUGCUCCUGCUCGGCUCAACCUCUUUUUGUCCCCCCCUCGCGAGCCACGGGGGCCUCCGCCCCCUCACGCUGGUCUCCUCACGCCCCCCUGCGCACCCACUGUCCGGGGGGGCCUGCUCACCUCUGGCAAUGCCCCCCUGCUGCGCGCUCCCAGCACCCCCGAGCAGCUGCUAACAGCCGCAGGGGGCGGCCCAAGCAAAGGCCUGCAAGUGAGCGCUGAGCAGGCUACGCUGGCGCUACAGGAGCUGCUGAAACUGGGGACGCCGCCACCUGCGCCGGUGUCGGCGCCUUUGGAUCUGUCUGAGUCGUCGAUUGCGACCAGGGACCUCAGGAGGCUGCUGCAGCUGGCUUGAGAGCGCGGGCUCGCGGAACUUAACCUGGAUGGGUAGAAAUUAUUGGGUGCGUAUACAUUGAGUUGGGUGGGUAGGUAAUAAAGGUUCGGCGUCGCGUCAAGUGCCACUGUAUUCUAGCUAGACAGGGGCAGCGUGCUUGGCAGCGCAGCGGCGCAUGGCCAGGAACAUUGUUGGUUGAGUCGAUAGAGGUCACAGCCCUCCACCUCGCGCCUCCGCAAGAGGAGCUUAGUGCGGGGGUUUUGCUAGGGUCCAACUGUUUGUUCUGCAUCAGCGCUGCUUGGCACACUAGAGUCUUUCGUCAGUGUACAUAUGCUAGGAGUUAGACUUGAGUGUUGCAGCCCACUGAACGAGCCUAGCCGCAAUUGGUGCCUGCUUGCGUCAAAGCGUCAGAAGCAAUUGUUGGUCGUCCUAGCAGGUUAGCUUGUAGUUGGUUAAAAAGGAGCAGUGUUGACCAGGGUCUGAGAACUGUCGUGGUCUGGGAAGGUCUGAAGCUGCAGCUUGCCCGAGUCUUAAGGGUCCAAGCACAGACUCAGGAGGCCUGUACGUAGCACCAAAAAACAAUCUAGGGCAACUCAAAGUAGGGAGUCUGAAGUCUCAAAGUGGCUCAAAUGGCAGAGCAACAGUUAUCCCGCAGCAAGCAAUUCAGAGCGUGGUGGAGGGAUAUGGGGGUAAACAUCGGGAGAGGGCUGUGGGAGGAGUUCAGACGAGAAAAACUCUUGAGGGAAGGGAUUCUGAGGCUGAGCAGUACAAGCGGAGGUCCAUGACGAUUACUUCAAGAGACGGGACUCUGAGCAGCAAAAGCGGAGUCCGUGGUGGUGAACCAAAAGGGCGAUGGGAAGGAUAAAACGACAGAGAGGUUUUGAGUGGUCUGCGGAUGCACUCUUUGGUUGGACGAUUUUACAAUGUAAGGGCAUAACAAAGGGGAAAUGGGAAGGACGUAUUAUAAGGUCAAAGGCAAGUUGAUC